AUGGACGAGGCCAUCUCCAACUUCGUCGCCAUCACGGCUGCCACCCCAGAGGCCGCUCGGGGCUUCCUGGAGAUGACAAACAACAAUAUCGAACAGGCCAUCCAGCUCUUCUUCGAGAGCCCCGACCUCCAGAACAGCUUCAACUCGGCCCCGGCCGCUACAUCUUCCACCGCGCCCCCCGUGCCCUCGAGUACCCGGCCGAAUGCCGGACGCCAGGACGAACGCGGCGUCAUCCACAUCGACAGCGAUGACGACGAAGACACCGCCAUGACGGUGGACGACAUGGACGAUAACUUUGGCCACGACGACUCCGAUAUAGCGGCUCAUGCCCAGGUCGAGGCUAUCGCCCGAAACGCGCAGGAGGAAGAAGAUGCCGCCAUGGCCAAGAGACUGCAGGAGGAGCUGUAUGGAGGUGGUGGCGUCGGAGGAGGCGGCGGCGGUGGUGGCGUCGGCGGUGGAUUCGGUGGUGGCCAGGACGACGUCAGAUCGCCCAUCGCACGAACCACGGAAACGCUGGUCGGAGGCUAUGAAGGCGACGAUGGUAUGGACCUGGACACCAUAAUCCGGGCACAGAUGAGACAGAGAGAGGCGGCCAGAGCUGCCCGAGGUGGCGCCGCGAAUCCCUUCAACCAUAACCUGUCGAUCUGGGAUGACGACGGCCCGACCCCUCCCCAGCAGCCGGCCCAGGCAGCCUCGAACGAAGGGGGCAGCCGCGCGCAGCGACUCGCCGAGCUUUUCCGACCUCCCUACGACAUCAUGUCCAGGCUAGACUGGGACGAGGCGAGACAGGAGGGCAAGGACGAGAAGAAGUGGAUCCUGGUCAACCUGCAGGACAUGAGCGACUUCAACUGCCAGGCGCUGAACCGGGACAUCUGGAAGGACGAGGCGAUUCGCCACCUGCUGGAGGAGAGCUUCAUCUUCCUGCAGUACGACAGGACCGCCAUGGCGGCGCAGCAGUACAUCAACUUUUACUUCCACGGGCACGGACACGAGAACCCCGAGAACUACCCGCACGUCGCCAUAAUCGACCCGCGGACGGGAGAGCAGGUCAAGGUGUGGAGCGGACGGCCGUUCCCGAGCGCGUCCGACUUCCACGCCCAGCUGGCCGAGUUCCUGGACCGCUACAGCCUCGCGGCCAACAGCAAGAACCCCGUCGUGGACCAGGCGGCGCCGCGCCCCAAGACGAUCGACGUCGACCGCAUGACGGAGGAGGAGAUGCUGGAGAUGGCGUUGCAGAACAGCCUCGCGGCGUCCAACGGUGGCAGCGGCAGCGGCAGCGGCAGCAGCAGCUCCAAGCCGACCUCGAACGUCAUCGACCCCGAUGCGCUUACCAAGUCCGAGUCUCCCAAGGUCGAGGCGGCGGAGGCUGAGGCGGCGUCAGCUUCCGCGUCGCAGAGCAUCUGGACCAAGAUUGCCAGCGACAAGCCGCACACGGAGCCCGAGAACAACCCGGCGACGACGACACGGAUACAGUUCCGGCACCCGACGGGACGUGUCAUCCGGCGGUUCACGCUCGACGACUCGGUGCGACGGAUCUACGAGUGGCUCAAGUCGGAGCCGCUGGAGGGCAAGGGCGGCGUCGAGUUUGAGCUGAAGCGCAUGCCGCAGGGCCAGGACCUGACGCAGGAUCUCGACAAGACGAUCCUGGAGGCCGGGCUCAAGCAGGGAACGGUCAUGAUCGAGUUCAUCGAGGACUAG
Messenger RNA from Colletotrichum higginsianum IMI 349063, 1698 nucleotides. RefSeq names its product UBX domain-containing protein. Lineage: Eukaryota; Fungi; Ascomycota; Sordariomycetes; Glomerellales; Glomerellaceae. The coding region runs from base 1 to 1698 and encodes 565 amino acids. Gene Ontology annotation, biological process: proteasome-mediated ubiquitin-dependent protein catabolic process. Gene Ontology annotation, molecular function: ubiquitin binding. The transcript has 2 exons. Gene Ontology annotation, cellular component: nucleus. The record is from RefSeq and is a predicted model, not a curated record.